Messenger RNA from Emericellopsis cladophorae, 645 nucleotides. RefSeq lists its product as uncharacterized. Bases 1 to 645 code for a protein of 214 amino acids. The transcript has a single exon. Lineage: Eukaryota; Fungi; Ascomycota; Sordariomycetes; Hypocreales; Bionectriaceae. The record is from RefSeq and is a predicted model, not a curated record. Gene Ontology annotation, cellular component: extracellular region.
AUGAACCUCGUCUUCUUCCUGUCGCUGGUCUCCCUCGGAUUGACCAUACCAGACAACGAAGAUGUGACAGUCGUGACAGUGGCACCGUCAAUCCCAUCCGACGAGCCAUCAUAUAAGGACUUUGACACAUUCACAUCGGCAAUCCUCAAUUCCACCAAUCACUACCGGGCGCAGCACAAUGCGUCCGCCCUCUCAUGGAACGACACGUUGCAAGACUUUGCAGAAGACUAUCUCGAUGACAGCUCGUGCAAGAUGGAGCAUUCUGGCGGCCCUUACGGAGAGAACUUGGCCAUCGGCUAUAGCAACGCCACAGCAGCCGUAGAAGCCUGGGGCGACGAGCGAGAAGAAUACGAUUUCGAAGACGGAGAGUUCGACAAGUCCACCGGUCACUUUACGCAACUCGUUUGGAAGGACACUGACAGUGUGGGCUGCGGGCGGAAAUUAUGCACUGAGGAUGACGAGGGGGCGGAUAUUACUGGCUGGUACGUUGCGUGUGAGUAUUGGCCUAGGGGAAAUGUGGAGGGCGAAUUUGAGGACGAAGUCGUCGAGGGUGAGGAUGAUGAUGAUGGCGCACUGAUGGGCACGGUUGAUUGUGUUAUCAUGGGCGCAUUGGGGCUUGGAGCUGCCUUGAUGAAUUUUGUGUGA